AUGGCCCUUGACAGUAAACACCUUAGUGAUCUUCGCGACGAAGCUUUGCACUGUGCCAACGUCUUCGCAGAGUUGGGCAGUCUCGCCUGGUCCCGGCAUGACGAGGACGCGUUUGUCGCGGUGUCGGCGCUGGCCUCUACCAUCAAUCGGCUCAGCCAUCUCUUGAGCGGGGCAAGGCAGACCAUGAACGCGCUACAAUCUCUGAUCUUCCACUUGCCGGAUGAUGUGCUCCUGCUCAUCUUCCGUGAGCUCGCUUGGAGAGACCCCCCUGAAAACGCGAGUCGCGAAGUCGCACGUGCUGGAGGCUGGAUGGUGGUGUUGUGGGUAUGUGUGAGAUGGAGGCGCCUAGUAGAAGGAGACCAUGCUAUCUGGGCCAGUACAUUCUCCCAAGUCCCAAGCCAGCGCCUCCUCUUCCUUCGCCGGGCUGCAGGGUCUAUGACGACCUUCGAAAUCUCACCUUGCGUACCCAAAUUUCAGGGUUCCAUCAAACACAGCGCUUCGAUUCUAUAUGGGAUGCUGCUUCAAUCCGACUUCCGCACGUGCGGUACCAUCAUUCUUGAGGACCGCGGCGACGUGAUCUCUUAUCUCCGACACAUCAUCCACUUGGCUCGCGACGGGGACUUGCCCGUGCUGCAGGAGCUGCGCGUGGGGGUAGCCAAUUCCACGGAUCAUCGCCUCGUCCGGUUUUGCAGAGAGUCCACAGGCUUUCAGGCUGUGACGAUAUCCAUCCCUAAGCUCAAGACGCUGUCGUUAACCAAUAUAUUUUUGCCCGUGGAGGCAGAAGCUCUGGAGAGUUUGCACCUACGGCGCGUUCAUUGUUCCGCCGUCAGCGCCGUUCCGAGAUUGCAGACCGUGAUCCGCACACUCAUACGCCCCCACUGUCAUACGCUACGUGAUAUAGAAGUUUCACGGGCAUUCAAGUUGGACGGUACAACACGGACGCUGGACCCCGUAGCACUUCCCGCCCUCCGCUCACUAUGCAUCAACGGCGACCUUACCUCUGUGCUCGCACUAUUACAGGCCAUCCACUUCAAGAAUGGUGUGACGAUGCGCCUCAUAGUGGACCUUGAAUACACCCAUGUCAACCCCACUGUCUUAGAGAAUGCAUGGCAGAUGCUUUCGAGUUUAUGUGACAAAAAAUCCAACACUCUGCAUAUACGCUACCGUGAUUUCCAGCGCACGAAGGACCAAGCCAACGUCCUUCUCUUGUCGGACAUGGUCGACUUCGACAUGCACGCUGAAGCAGUCACAAGCAGCACCCCAAGGGCGCGACCUACAACGCCGACUUUUAGUCUACGCGUCCGGUGGAAUGGCGCGUUUGACUGGUGGAUCUUACUUCGAACCGUGGGACGGGCUUUGGCCAGCAAGCUCUUAGUCCAAACGGUCGUUCUUGACGUUCCAAGGUAUUACUGGCUUCCUCAUCCCGAUCUCCCGUGGAUUACCGUGGUGAAGGAGGUGGCCGAUGCAUUCCCAGAUAUCACAGCCAUCAGUCCGCGAGAAGAUCUCAUGGCGGUCGUGGAGAGACGCUUAUCGAAGAAGCAUUGGCUAUACAAAGGGCUUGAGAUGAUGCUGUCAAUCACCUAUCGUACCUAG
Molecule: messenger RNA, 1593 nt
Organism: Peniophora sp. CBMAI 1063
Lineage: Eukaryota; Fungi; Basidiomycota; Agaricomycetes; Russulales; Peniophoraceae
Source: the annotation of a GenBank genome assembly